AUGAAGUCCCUCGCUACCCUGUCCACCAUCGUCGCCGCUGCCUCUGCCGCCUCUAUUGCGGCAGAGGGCGCCAAGCGCGUGAGCUACGAUGGCACCAAGGUCUUCCGCGUGUCGGUCGGAGAUGAAGUCGACAGGAUCAACGGCGUCGUCAACAAGCUCCAACUCAGCACCUGGAAGGGUGCCCCGAGAGCCGGCGCGUUUGCCGACAUUGUGGUUCCUCCCACUGCGGUCAGCGCUUUUGAGGCUGAGAUUGCCGGCCUGAACGUUACCACCAUGCACGAGGAUCUUGGCGCCUCGAUCGCGGACGAGUCAAACUUCUCAGUCUAUGCCGUCGGCUCCGCCAACGCCACCUGGUUCAACUCGUAUCACGCGUACGCCGACCAUCUCAAAUUCCUCAACGACUUGGUCGCCUCCUACCCCAACAACGCCGAGAUCGUUACCUCGGGCAAGUCGCUCCAGGGAAAUGCCAUCACCGGCAUCCACAUCUACGGCUCCUCCAAGGGUACCAAGCCCGCCGUUGUCCUCCACAGCACCGUCCACGCGCGCGAGUGGAUCAGCACCUUGGCCAACGAGUACAUUGCCUGGAACCUCCUGAGCAAGUACUCCUCCAACACGGAGAUCAAGGGCUUCGUCGACAAGUACGACUACUACAUCUUCCCCGUCGUCAACCCUGACGGCUUCAUCUACACCCAGACCACCAACCGUCUGUGGCGCAAGAACCGCCAGAGCACCUCCGGCAGCAGCUGCAUCGGCCACGACAUCAACCGCAACUGGCCCUUCCAGUGGUCCGUCACCGGCGGCGCCUCCACCGACCCUUGCGCCGAGGACUUCAAGGGCGCCUCCCAGGGCGAUGCCCCCGAGACUGCCGCUCUCUCCGCCUGGCUUGCCAAGACCAAGGCCGCCCAGGGCCUGAAGCUCUUCAUCGACUUCCACGCCUACUCCCAGCUGUUCAUGACCCCCUACGGCUACUCCUGCACCGCCGUCACCGCCAAGAACUCGGAGCUGCAGUCUCUCGCCAAGGGCGCCGUGGCUGCUAUCAAGGCCGUCCACGGCACUUCGUACCAGUACGGCCCCAUCUGCACCACCAUCUACAAGGCCACUGGCAGCAGCGUCGACUACGUCAACGACGUCGUCAAAGCCGACUAUGUCUUCACCCAGGAACUUCGCGACACCGGCAACUACGGCUUCGUUCUGCCCGCCAACCAGAUUUUGCCUACUAGCGAGGAAACCUACGCCGGUGUCCGCUACCUGCUCCAGAACAUGAAGUAA
Messenger RNA from Colletotrichum spaethianum, 1269 nucleotides. Its product is annotated as metallocarboxypeptidase A-like protein. The record is from RefSeq and is a predicted model, not a curated record. The transcript is spliced from 3 exons. Lineage: Eukaryota; Fungi; Ascomycota; Sordariomycetes; Glomerellales; Glomerellaceae. Gene Ontology annotation, molecular function: metallocarboxypeptidase activity; zinc ion binding. Gene Ontology annotation, biological process: proteolysis. Bases 1 to 1269 code for a protein of 422 amino acids.